Messenger RNA from Spinacia oleracea (spinach), 2033 nucleotides. RefSeq names its product pentatricopeptide repeat-containing protein At3g06430, chloroplastic. Bases 101 to 1603 code for a protein of 500 amino acids. The record is from RefSeq and is a predicted model, not a curated record. Gene Ontology annotation, molecular function: mRNA binding; protein binding. The transcript has 2 exons. NCBI's taxonomy places the organism in Eukaryota, Viridiplantae, Streptophyta, Magnoliopsida, Caryophyllales, Amaranthaceae.
GAACUAUUACCAAAUCACUUAACACCCUUAACGGGUGACCCAUCCAUUACCAUUUCUCUCAUAAAAUUACCAAAAUCCUCAAAAACAUUGAGCAACAACAAUGGCGACAAAUUCUCUCUCCUCAAUAUCUUCCCUCAUUCUUACUCCUUUACAUUCUCAAGAAAAAUCCAUUUUCCCCACAAACUUCUCAACCAAAUACCCAUCAAUAAUCCGCUGUGCAAUGGCUUCAUCUCCUUCCCGCAACUCAAGAUUAUCAGAACCCAAGAAGAAGAUUUGGAAAGAAGGUGAAUUCCCAGCAUAUUCUGAGAAUUCAAUUCCUGUGUUUCAAAAGAAAAGAACCCAGAUUAAAAAUGUCAAGAAGAAGCUUGAUCGUAAGGCGAAAGCUAAAGCUUGGGUUAAUACUGUUACUGAGUCUCUUUCUGACCUUAUCCUUAAGAAACAAUGGCUUCAAGCUCUUCAGGUGUUCGAGAUGCUGAGAGAACAAUCAUUCUAUCAACCAAAAGAAGGAACUUACAUGAAACUGCUUGUACUGCUUGGAAAAUCAGGACAACCGCGACGAGCUCAUCAACUUUUUGAUACCAUGAUUGAGGAAGGGCUUGAACCAACCCGUGAGCUUUAUACUGCCUUGCUUGCUGCUUAUUGCCGCAGUUUCUUGAUUGAUGAUGCAUUCUCGAUUCUAGUUAAAAUGAAGGCUCUUCCACAAUGUCAGCCUGAUGUGUUUACUUACAGCACUUUGAUCAAGGCUUGUAUUGAUGCUUCUCAUUUUGAUUUGGUAGAGUCCCUCUAUAAAGAAAUGGAUGAACGAGGUAUUGUUCCUAACACGGUCACUCAGAAUAUUGUACUCAGUGGAUAUGGUAAAGCUGGGAAAUUCGACCAAAUGGAGAAGAUUUUGUCUGGAAUGCUUCAGAGUCCUACUUGCAAACCUGAUGUAUGGACUAUGAACACAAUAAUUGCCUUAUUUGGAAAUAUGGGUCAGAUUGAGAUGAUGGAAAGGUGGUAUGAGAAAUUCCGGGAUUUCAAUAUUGAACCUGAAACUAGGACUUUUAACAUCUUAAUUGGUGCUUAUGGGAAAAAGCGCAUGUAUGAUAAAAUGUCUUCGGUGAUGGAAUACAUGCGCAAGCUUGAAUUUCCUUGGACAACUUCCACUUACAAUAAUGUGAUAGAGGCAUUUUCUGAUGUAGGAGAUGUGAAAAACAUGGAAUUUACGUUCAAUCAGAUGCGUGCUGAGGGAAUGAAAGCAGACACCAAGACAAUUUGUUGUCUUGUUCGGGGAUAUGCCAAUGCGGGUGUGUUCCAUAAAGUAGUGAGUACUGCUCAAUUGGCUGGAAGAUUGGAGAUACCAGAAAAUACAUCAUUUUUUAAUGCUGUUAUAUUUGCAUGUGCAAAAGCUGAUGAUUUGAUGGAAAUGGAAAGAGUUUAUAGAAGGAUGAAGGAGAAACACUGCCAGCCGGAUGACAAUACUUUCGCUGUCAUGAUUGAUGCUUACAGCAAGGAAGGUAUGAGUGACAAGAUAUAUGACUUGGAACAGGAAAGAGACAAGAUGGUCACUGCCACUCCCGGGGAUAACUCGAGUGAAGUGAUGGACCCUGCUAGUGAUGUCUGAUUGCGGAGUUGAUUGAUUAAUACGUUUUUGUAGAACUGAUGCAAACUGUUGGGUUUUGGAUUGCACAACUUCCCGACUAAAGGAUUCCUGCUGCUGUCAUCCUGUUUUUAUUGUCAGCCACUGCAGCGUUGCAGGAGGUCCUUUCAAUCACUCGGAAACUGGCUGUAAGGUUGAACAGAUCACAGAUGGAAGUAACUAGCCAACACUCUUCUGCAACCUAGUAUUCUUAUUGCUGUAUAUUCUUCUAGUUGCUUAGUUAAUGACCUUGCAGUUUUGAUUCUUGAAGAGUUAGACGAUAUACUGAUUACUUCAUUGGAAUGACAAAUUUACACUGUUGAAAAUGUAAGAUGACAGAUAUUGUCUUUAUAUUUAUAGGAAGGUUUUAACAGCUUCAAGUAAAAUGGUGUAAUCUAGGAACUUAUUUUGUGCA